AAAACGCAAAAAUAAUUGUACGUCACACUUAUAACAAACGGCAAGAAUUCCAAGUAUAAAACCAUAUGCAUACACCUCUAUGACUACAAAUAGCCCAAGCUUGCCGUAUAGCUACUCAUCAUCUUCAAUCAUCAAUGGCGGAUACAGUUUCUCCUCCUCUAUAUCAAAAAUUUUCUCGUAAAAACCAUAUUCAUAGAGCUUUGGACAUUUGCAUCCUCUUUCUUCUAACUUCUCUCAUUUUUUAUCGUCUUUUAACUCUCAAGAAUCAUGGUUUUGCUUGGCUUCUUGCUCUUUUAUGCGAGUCAUGGUUUACUUUUGUCUGGGUUCUUACUGUCAGCACAAAAUGGAACCCUGUGGAUUACAAAACAUACCCAGAACGCCUCCCUCAAAGAGUGGAAAAGUUUCUUCCAGCAGUGGAUAUGUUUGUGACAACGGCAGACCCAGUGCUAGAACCGCCUAUAAUAACAAUGAACACAGUAAUAUCAUUAUUAGCAGUUGAUUAUCCAGCAAAUAAGCUUGCAUGCUAUCUAUCAGAUGAUGGAUGUUCUCCUCUCACCUUUUACUCUCUGCUUGAAACUUCCAAGUUUGCUAAGCUUUGGGUUCCCUUUUUGCAAGAAGUACAACAUUCAAGUUAGAGCUCCCUUUAGAUACUUUUUCAUCCACUUGAUCAUAAGCCUUAUGUUGUCAGUUGAUGCUUAGUCAUU
This is a messenger RNA of Jatropha curcas, 704 nucleotides long. Lineage: Eukaryota; Viridiplantae; Streptophyta; Magnoliopsida; Malpighiales; Euphorbiaceae. The record is from RefSeq and is a predicted model, not a curated record.